AUGGCGUCAAAGCUGAACAAAACUCGAUUCACGCAAAAAGGCGAAAGCAGCGGCAAAGUUAGAAGAACGACAUUAAAAACGACGACGAUGGCGAAAUUAUCAUCUUCCUCUUCGUCGGUGACGAUUGCGAAAUCAUCAUCAUCACGUAACAACAACAACAACAAGAACAUCAACAGCAGACAAGAACAACAAUUUGUAAUAAACAAAGGAAGAAGAAACACAGGAGUAUUAGUAGUUAAAGCGAGCGAAGGUGGCGAGGAGGCAGACAUUUCCGUGGUCGAACGUAAGCGCGACCUCACGGCUGGGGAAUACGUGCAACCGGAAAUCACCUCUCGCUCGACUGCGGGAAGAUUAGUGCCAGAAGAAGGUUUCAACGCCGCGCGAACGUCGUUUGGGACGGUUGGUUUGUCCGUCGGUUUACCACUUUUGAUUUACGGUUUCGGGGCGUAUUUUUCGUUCCUACCAGGGACGGAAAUUUCCGCGCUCAUGCUCAUCUACGGUUUUCCGAUUUCUUUGAUCGGUUUCGCGUUGAAAUACGCCGAGCUGUUGCCGCUCGAGUGCGAGUCGUACGAAGACGCGGUGAACGUGAGAGAUGAUCAAUCGACCGCGGUGUUGACGCAGUUAAGAAAUGACGUGACGAGGUACAGAUACGGAGACGAGCAACACUUGGAGGAGGCGAUGAACAUCAUCUUCAAGUUUAACCGACCGGGCGGAUUACAAAAGAGACAAAGACCGAAAUUGGUCGGCGUGUCCGAACAAAUGGUGAAUGGAAGGUACGCGAUCGUUUUGACCAUGGAGUCGCCGAAAAUUACGAAAGAAGAGUGGGACGGAUUCAUGGGUAAGUUUUCCAAGUUUUUCGGCCCGAACGUGGACGCGGUAGCCUUGGAGAAGAGCGAAGGCGUGGCGGAGAUCAUCUUGAUUUCCAACGGCGGCGACGAUUUGGGCGGCCCGGGUGACGAUAUGGAAGUCUUGCCGCCGCUCAUGCCAGGUUUGCCGGCGAGGUACCAAAAGAGAGGCACGGCGUAA
Molecule: messenger RNA, 1026 nt
Organism: Bathycoccus prasinos
Lineage: Eukaryota; Viridiplantae; Chlorophyta; Mamiellophyceae; Mamiellales; Bathycoccaceae
Exons: 1
Coding region: 1-1026 (341 amino acids)
Source: RefSeq, a predicted model, not a curated record